UUGGGUUUAUAUAUACAUAUACAUAAGAAGAAGGUGGUGUUGUUGAGUCCCUCAAUUAAGUUUUCCUCUCUCUCUCUCUCUCUCUCGAUCUGUUGAUCGAUCUCUCUGACAUAUAUAUAUAUAUAUAUAGCUUCUCAUCAGUCAUCUCCUUCAGUAUAUAUUGAUCUUUGGUCAAUCCUCUGUGCAACUUUUGGUUGAGUUUGAAUUGGUUUGGAAGUUGAGGUUUUUGUGGGAGUGUAUUCAUAUAUAUAGUUAAACUUGGAGAGGAGAUAAAGAGGAAGAAGAUGGGGAGACAGCCUUGCUGCGACAAAGUAGGGUUGAAGAAGGGACCAUGGACAGCUGAAGAGGACAAGAAGCUCAUUAGCUUCAUCCUCACCAAUGGCCAAUGCUGCUGGAGAGCUGUCCCUAAACUUGCAGGGCUGCUAAGAUGUGGAAAGAGCUGCAGGUUGAGAUGGACAAACUAUCUGAGGCCAGACUUGAAGAGGGGUCUCUUAUCAGAGUCCGAAGAGAAGAUGGUAAUUGAUCUCCAUGCCCAGCUUGGGAACAGAUGGUCCAAGAUUGCAUCUCACCUGCCUGGAAGAACAGAUAAUGAGAUAAAGAACCACUGGAAUACCCACAUCAAGAAAAAGCUUAGGAAGAUGGGGAUUGAUCCUCUCACCCACAAGCCACUGCCGCCACCGGUGACUGAUCAUCAAUCUCCACAACAGCCACAACCAAAAGACCCAGAUCAUCAUCAACCAUUGCAAUCUUCUGGCAUCUCUGAUAAUGAUUGCAUGGGCGAAGAAGACAAGAGAUUAAUGGAGACCACACCUUUAAUCCAGUCACCCGUUAACACCGAGGCCAACAAAGAAGAGGAUCACGUAGUCAGAAACAACAGGGAAAACCCAUUAAUUCCCACAAUGGAGUUCAACAAUGGCUUUUCCACAGAUGAAGUCCCACUGAUUGAACCCCACGAGAUCAAUCUGCUCGACCCUUCUGCAACUUCAUCAUCAUCAUCACCAACCAUCGCCACCUCUUCAUCAUCUUCUUCUUCCUCCUCCUCCUCCUCCUCCUCUAAUCACACACUGGAAUACUUGGAGUUGCCAAAUUUUGACUGGGACUUCACAAGCUUGGACUACUUCUGGGACGAUGAACUCAUGACCAGUGCUUUGGAUUUGUUGAUUCAUGGUGGCGACAGUGACCGGCACAAUGACAAUAUUGCCACUGUUGAGGCAGCUGCAGUACAGUACCCGAGAAUGGGGCUUGAGCUCUCGUGAUCUGCGUGGGAAAUCGGAAUUCCCGUGUGGGGCUGCUUUGUAAUUUGGUGGAUAUAUAAUAGAGUUCUCUCCCUCCCCCCCCUCUCUCUCUCUCUCUCUCUCUCUCUCUCUCUCAGUUAACAUUACCACACGUCAGUCGACUUAAAUGCUACAAUUGUUUUGUUUUGUAGUUCGUCCCUGCUCGACUUGAAUAAAAACAAUUUGUUUCUCAAAGUAAGAAUAUUAAUAUUACUACUGUAUCGUCCU
This is a messenger RNA of Diospyros lotus (date-plum), 1502 nucleotides long. RefSeq names its product transcription factor MYB20-like. Lineage: Eukaryota; Viridiplantae; Streptophyta; Magnoliopsida; Ericales; Ebenaceae. The transcript is spliced from 3 exons. Bases 285 to 1256 code for a protein of 323 amino acids. The record is from RefSeq and is a predicted model, not a curated record.